Molecule: messenger RNA, 1648 nt
Organism: Medicago truncatula (barrel medic)
Lineage: Eukaryota; Viridiplantae; Streptophyta; Magnoliopsida; Fabales; Fabaceae
Product: tRNA threonylcarbamoyladenosine dehydratase 2
Exons: 11
Coding region: 67-1446 (459 amino acids)
Biological process (GO): cyclic threonylcarbamoyladenosine biosynthetic process
Cellular component (GO): plastid
Molecular function (GO): tRNA threonylcarbamoyladenosine dehydratase activity; ubiquitin-like modifier activating enzyme activity
Source: RefSeq, a predicted model, not a curated record
AAGACAGCCUCCGAUGUCUGGCCAACAAAAUUAAAAGAAAAUAAAAAACCUUGAAAACAAACAAAGAUGGAGCGAAGCAAAUGUUUGGUUUUGAUUGGAGGUGGUGCUCUUUUAGGUUCUCUCUCCACUUUCUUUCUUCUCAAACUCCUUCAAACUCAAAAAAGAGGUUUACGGCAGCAAUGUAACGAGAAUGCGACUGCUGAAUUGAAUGGUGUUGACAGAUGCGCUAUAGCUGGAAAGAAGAGUGGUAAGGUGGUUAGUGAUGAUCUUCUGAAAGACGAGAUUGUUUCUGAACAGCUGACUAGGAACAUUCAGUUUUUUGGCUUUGAAUCACAACAGAAGGUGAGUGCAUCAUAUGUUGUGGUCAUUGGUCUUGGAGGGGUUGGAAGUCAUGCUGCUUCUAUGCUCUUGAGGUCAGGGAUUGGAAAGCUUCUUCUUGUGGACUUUGACCAGGUUUCUCUUUCAUCACUAAAUCGACACGCUGUUGCGACAAGAGCAGAUGUUGGCAUCUCAAAAGCUCAGUGCCUUAAGGAGCAUUUCUCAUCAAUAUUUCCAGAGUGUCAAAUAGAUGCAAAGGUGAUGUUAUAUGACUCAUCAACUGAAGAAGAAAUUCUCUCAGGCCACCCUGACUUUGUUCUUGACUGUAUUGAUAACAUCGAUACGAAGGUGGCACUUCUUGCUGCAUGUGUACGUAGGGGCUUGAAGGUUCUAUCUGCCACUGGGGCUGGUGCUAGAGCUGAUCCAACGAGAAUACGCAUUGCUGAUCUAAGAGAGUCUACUAAUGAUCCAUUGUCUCGAUCGGUAAGACACCGUCUAAGGAAAGAUCAUGGCAUUGAUGGUGGUAUCCCUGUUGUGUUUUCUUUAGAAAAACCCAAAGUUAAACUGCUUCCAUUUAAGGGUUCAAGUGGAGAAGAGGAAAACCCUUCAGACUAUCAGAUUGUUCCAGGUUUUAGGGUCCGUAUCAUACCUGUUCUAGGCACCAUCCCUGCCAUAUUUGGACAAGUCAUGGCCUCCUAUGUUUUGACGGAUUUAGCAGGAUUGCAUGUUCAAACAGAACCUGUAGUAAAUUUUGAUAUGGAUCAUUACCAUAUUCUUCAUCAACGCCUUAUUGAGCAUGAGGAGACAUUGUACGGAACUUCCAUGCAUGUGCAGGUAGACGCUGAAGAAGUAAAGUAUAUUGCUAAAGAAUUAUGGCAUGGAAGAAGUGCUAGAGAGCAGGUUGCGAAAGACGUUGGACGGGCAAUGUGGCGAUCAGUUAAUGAAUUGAUGCUUGUGAGGUGGGACAGUACGAAACCGGCAUCCAUUUCUAAUUUGAUUCUUUUGAAAUUCAACGAGGUGGAUGAGCAUGAGUCACGGACCUUGGAUGAUGUAAAAGAAAAGGAACCAGAGUUUUACAGUAGAGUGAUUGCUGUGUUAAAACGAGCUGAAAAUGACUUUGGAUUAUGACAUUAGAGGACUAUAACUAUUCCACUCGGUGGUGUAGUGUUAUAUGUCUAAUAGGUUGCUUUACUUUUUCUAUUUUUGAUUAUAAUGCAAGAGUCAAUAUCUUCUCAAUAGUAACUAUUCUGUUAAUUUUUUUUGAAAUUCUUGUGAGUUUCUCUAUACCUUGUUAUAACAUUUUCUUGAAAGCAUUAUCUGCAUUGCAUAA